Molecule: messenger RNA, 5912 nt
Organism: Caretta caretta (loggerhead turtle)
Lineage: Eukaryota; Metazoa; Chordata; Testudines; Cheloniidae
Source: RefSeq, a predicted model, not a curated record
GCCGCCGGGAGCGGUGGGGGCCGGGAGGAAGGAGGCGGGAGUUGGGGAGAACAAAGAGCCGAGAGCGCCGGGGCCCGCCGGGGGCAGCCCCUGGGAGCCCGGGCGCUGCCGCUUCCCCAGCGGGCUCGGGGCGGGGGGCCCGGCCGGGGGCGCCUCCUCCGGCGAGAGACCCCCGGGCGCUGCUGCUGAGCGGAGACUCCAGGUGAACGCAGACCCAAACCACUGGAUCUUAAGAACAAUGAAAAAUCAAUCAGGUUCUUAAAAGAAGAAUUUUACUUAAAGAAAAGGGAAAGAGCCUGGAGGAAUUGUGGUGUGAAAUGAAGUAAAGCCAGUUCUGAAAUCUCCACAACUGCCCUUCUCGCCCUGCCAGGCUGCAGAACGACGCCCACGUCUCGCUCCAGCUCAUCCGGUCCUCCCAUGGGACAGGGAAGAGAAAUGGCUGCUGUGGAGCCAGCUCAGGGGCCGGUGACCUUCGAGGAGGUGGCUGUGUAUUUCACCAGGGAAGAGGGGGCUCUGCUGGACCCCGCUCAGAGAGCCCUCUACACUGACGUCAUGCAGGAGAACUAUGAGAAUGUGACCUCGCUUGGGUUUCCAGUUUCCAAACCUGAUGUGAUCUUGCAGCUGGAACGAGAGGAAGACCCGUGGUUCCCAGACCCCCAUGGCUCUGAGAAAGAAGUGCUCCCAAGAGUUGCCUGCACAAGAAGUGAUCUAUUUGUGGAUUCUCUCUGUCUCCCAUCAGGAGUUGGGCUGGCGAGUGAGAACGAGGAGAAACCCCAGCAGGAAGAUUCUGAGGAAGUAGAAUCCCAUGGGACGUUAUCAGGAAGAUCCAAAGGGAAUGAUUCCGGGAGUUGUGCACUCCCAGAAGAAGAAAAAGCCUGUGAGAGUCAGCAAAGGCCAGAGGAAAACUUCAGUAGCCACUCAGAUCUUGUUACACGUGAGAGAAUCAACUUGGAAGAGACAUGCUACGUAUGCCAUGAGUGCGGGAAAAUCUUCAAUCAGAGCUUUGCCCUUACCUCACAUCAGAGAAUCCACACUGGACAGACGUCCUACACAUGCUCUGAGUGCGGGAAAAGCUUUAGUUGGCACUCACACCUUAGCAUACAUCGUAGAAUCCACACACGAGAGAAACCCUACACGUGCGCUGAGUGCGGGAAAAGCUUCAAUCAGAGCUCAAACCUUAUCACACAUCAGAGAAUCCACACUGGAGAGAUGCCCUACACGUGCUCUGAGUGCGGGAAAAGCUUCAAUCAGAGCUCAAGGCUUAUCAUACAUCAGAGAAUCCACAGCGGAGAGACGCCCUACACAUGCUCUGAGUGCGGGAAAAGCUUCCAUCAGAGCUCAAGACUUAUCACGCAUCAGAGAAUCCACACUAGAGAGAUGCCCUACACGUGCUCUGAGUGCGGGAAAAGCUUCAGUUAUAGCUCAAGGCUUAUCAUACAUCAGAGAAUCCACAGCGGAGAGACGCCCUACACGUGCUCUGAGUGCGGGAAAAGCUUCAGUCAGAGCUCUCGGCUUAUCACACAUCAGAGAAUCCACAGCGGAGAGAGGCCCUACACAUGCUCUGAGUGCGGGAAAAGCUUCAAUCAGAGAUCACACCUUAUCACACAUCAGAGAAUCCACACAGGAGAGACACCCUACACAUGCUCUGAGUGCGGGAAAACCUUUAGUUGGCACUCGCACCUUAGCGUGCAUCGUAGAAUCCACACAGGAGAGAAACCCUACACGUGCUCUGAGUGUGGGAAACACUUCAAUUAUAGCUCAGCUCUUACCACCCAUCAGAGAAUCCACAGUGGAGAGACGCCCUACACAUGCUCUGAGUGUGGGAAACACUUCAAUUAUAGCUCAGCCCUUACCACCCAUCAGCGAAUCCACACUGGAGAGAGGCCCUACACAUGCUCUGACUGUGGGAAAUGCUUUAAUCGGAGCUCAAACCUUAUCAGACAUAGGACGAUCCACACAGGUGAGAAACCUUAUGGAUGCUCUGAGUGUGGGAAACGUUUCAGUUGGAGCUCCAGCCUUAUUAAACAUCAGAAAAUCCACAUGGGAGAGAACUGUAAUAAAUGCCUUGAUUAGGGCUGGCUAAAUAUAUAUAUAUAUUUAAAUGACAUUUGCUAAUUCCCACAUAGUGAUCUUUGCACCAUCUUCACUGUGGUCUCUCAGCUCCCCCAGAUGAGUUGCCUGCUUCUGCCUUUUGCAGCCAACCCUUCGUUGUGGUCAGUCCUGUGAUCUUUUCUAUCAAAUUAUUUCCUUUUGAGUCAUAGGAGUGUGUGUCCCUCCUGCCAGGAAUGUUCUUGAGCACCAGGUGGGAGAGAGAGGUUUGAUCCCAACAAGCUACACUGAGGCAAAAACUACCUGGGCCUUACAUCCACUAGGACUGUACAAGGCAUUGGCUGCUCAAGUGAGUGAUCUUGGUGUAAAAAGACAAUUACAGUUGUAGAGCUGAUGCAGCCCAUGUGCAGUGGUUGCAUUAGCUUUCCCCUUGACCUAAACUCCAUCACUUUUCCUAGUCUAAACAAACGCUGAGUAUCAUGGUUAUACUGUUCCCCCAUUUCAAAGCAAUUGUUAGUCAUCAAGUUUCCCCUUCAGAAACAAAUUGUUUCAUUUGCAGUUGCUCAGAUGUUGCUUCAGGUUGUGCUGGAGAGCAGAUUUUUUUACUACCAUUUUCCUCACUUAGAAUAUAUUGAACUAUAACAAAGAUCAGGAACAGGGCAGGGAUAGGGAAAAAUGUCAUUUCACCCUCUGUAACAACAGAAGAAGAUAAGAACAUGAGACCAGUCAUACUGGGUGAGACCAAAGAUCCAUCCAGCCCAGUAUCCUGUGUGCCAACAGUGACCCAUGCCAGGUGCCCCAGAGGGAGUGAACCGAACAGGUAAUGAUCAGGUGAUCUCUCUCCUGCCAUCCAUUUCCACCCUUUGACAAACAGAGGCUAGGGACACCAUUAAUGGACUUAACCUCCAUGAAUUUAUCCAGUUCUCUUUUCAACCCUAUUAUCAUCCUAGACUUCACAACCUCCUCAGGCAAGGAGUUCCACAGGUUGACUGUGCGCUGUGUGAAGAACUUCCUUUUGUUUGUUUUAAACCUGCUGCCCAUUAAUUUCAUUCGGUGGCUCCUCGUUCUUUUAUUAUGGGAAAAAGUAAAUAACUUUUCCUUAUUCACUCUCUCCACACCACUCAUGAUUUUAUAGACCUCUGUCAUAUCCCCCCUUUCGUCUCCUCUUUUCCAAGCUGAAAAGUCCUACUCUCUUUAAUCUCUCCUCAUAUGAGACCUGUUCCAACCCCCUAAUCAUUUUAUUUGCCCUUCUCUGAACCUUUUCUAAUGCGAGUAUAUCUUUUUUGAGAUGAGGAGACCACAUCUGUACACAGUAUUCAAGAUGUGGGCCUACCAUGGAUUUGUAUAAGGGCAAUAAGAUAUUUUCCAUCUUAUUCUCUAUCCCUUUUUAAAUGAUUCCUAAGAUUCUGUUCACUUUUUUGAUAGGGUAAGUCAGAAGGAUUCCCUUAUUCCACGACACCAUCCCAAUCCCCUUGUUGUUCAGUUGGUUAAGUCAAUAUUUUUUUCUAAAGGUCUGGGAAUAGGAUUCACUAGUAAAUGACUUGUAAAUAAGCAAAGUACACAUACAUUCGCUCCCAAAGCAGUUGUGGCCCAGGCCCUGCAGCAGGUUGCUCCUGAAGAUAUCUCUUUCCUAAUCAGGUGCAUGUUGCCUAUUAUUUGUGAAAUGCAGUCCCUAGCUAGGUAGAGAUGGGGAAAAUGGAAGUGACAUUGCUGUUCAGCUCACCCCUGGGAGAUGCUGCAAAUGUGUAGAAAAUGAAAUCCAUGUUGAAUAUGAUAGAGCUGCAGAAAGAUACCUAUUUCUAAUAGAUUCCUGACUUUUGGUGUCUUACAGGGAUUUUAAGACACACCUGAAUUUAGUCCCUAAUUUAAAUCUGCACCACCAGAUUAAAGAAAUAAAAGUGCAUAUUUGGGGGAGUUAUACCUCACUAUCGCUACUGAUACGUUGUGUGGUUGGUGAAGAAUUCUAUGCCAGAGAAGUGUAAAAUUGCUUGAAGGAAGGUCAACGAUUUGAGAAGAACUCAGGUAGAAAUGGCAGGUAUGAGUGGUUGAUUUUCACCACAGAGAUGGAUGCUCUGGUGACCUGUGGCCUAGGUAAACUAUUUUUAGAACGCUGCUCCCUAGUUAAGUGGCAUUAAUCACACUUCUAAAGGAUGCCAUCAUUAAAUUGUGAACAACUAUCUUUUACCAUUUGGCUCCAAAGUUUCAUGAAGCACAGAGAGAAACAGCUGAUUCCUUCAGAGCCAUUCCAUGCCUAUGAGUCCCAAUCUGGCUGCCUUGUUGGACAAGAAGCAAUUCCAUGCUGGGCAAAUGAUGGUAGCCAAUGAGGGAAUGUAUCAGAUUCCAAGUUCAGACUGUAGGAUACAUGAAUGCUGAGUCCAGAGUCUGUGUUUUGGUCACUUAGCCCUGGUCUACACUACAGGGUUAGGUCAAAUUUAGCCGGUUUAGAUCGAUUUUAUAAUGAAUGCGUGUACAUAAGCAAACCCGUUCCAUCGACCUAAAGGGCUCUUAAAAUCGACUUCUGUACUCCUCCCCAGUGAGGGGAGUAGCGCUAAAAUCAACCUUCCUGGGUUGAAUUUGGAGUAGUUCAGACACAAAUUGAUGUUAUUGGCCUCCGGGAGCUAUCCCAGAAUGCUCCAAUAUGACCGCUCUGGACAGCACUUUCAACUCCGAUGCACUAGCCAGGUACACAGGAAAAGCCCCGGAAACUUUUGAAUUUCAUUUCCUGUUUGUUCAGCGUCGCAAGCUCAGCAGCACAGGUGACCAUGCAGUCCCCCCAGAAUCAUAAAUGAGCGCCAGCAUGGAGUGAACGGGAGACACUGGAUCGAUUGCUGUAUGGGAAGAAGAAUCUGUGGAGGCAGAACUCCGAUCAAAAAGAAGAAAUGCAGAUAUACAUGCCAAAAUCGCACAGGGCAUGAUGGACAGAGGCUAAAACGGACACACAGCAGUGCCCCGUGAAAGUCAAAGAGCUCAGGCAAGCCUACCAAAAAACAAAGGAGGCAAACAGUCACUCUGGGUCAGAGCCCCAUACAUGCUGCUUCUAUGAUCAGCUGCAUGGCAUUCUAGGGGGGGACCCUACCACUACCCCACCACUGUCCAUGGACAGCUGCAAGGGGGGAGUCUCACACAACAGGGAGGAGGAUUUUGUGGAUGAGGGGGAGGAAGAGAAUAAGCAGCAGGCACGUGGUGAAUCCGUUCUCCCCAGCAGCCAGGACCUUUUCAUCACCCUAGAGCCAAUACCCUCCCAAGGUGGGAUCCCCGACCCUGAAGCUGGAGAAGGCACCUCUGGUGCAAAUGUUUCUAUGCUCCCCCAUCAUAUCCGUCCCUGAGGUUAUCGCAGAUUAGAAGGCAAAAAUAAAACCACAUUCAUGUUGACAUGUUUUCCAAGCUCAUGCAGUCCUCCUGCACUAAUAGGGCACAGCUGAAUGCAUGGAGGCAUUCAGUGGCAGAGUCAAGGAAAGUAUUAUGUGAGCGCAAUGAGAAGAGGCAGGAUGCAAUGCUGAGGCUAAUGGGGGAGCAAACAGAGAUGCUCAGGUGUCUGGUGGAGCUUCAGGAACGCCAACAAGAGCACAGACUGCCGCUGCAUACACUGUACAACCGCCUUCCCUCCUCCCCAAGUUCCAUAUCCUCCUCACCCAGACACCCAAGAAUGUGGGUGGGGGGAGGCUCCAGGCACUCAGCCACUCCACUCCACAGGAUUGCCCAAGCAACAGAAGGCUGUCAUUCAAACAGUUUUGAUUUGUAGUGUGGCUACAAUAAGCAAUGUGCCCUUGUCCUUCCCUCCUCCCCUACCCCACCCGGGCUACCUUAUCAGUUAUCUCCCUUUUUUUUAAUUAAUAAAGGAAGAGUGCAUGGUUUCAAAACAA